This is a messenger RNA of Postia placenta MAD-698-R-SB12, 1575 nucleotides long. RefSeq lists its product as hypothetical. Gene Ontology annotation, molecular function: heme binding; oxidoreductase activity, acting on paired donors, with incorporation or reduction of molecular oxygen; monooxygenase activity. The coding region runs from base 1 to 1575 and encodes 524 amino acids. Lineage: Eukaryota; Fungi; Basidiomycota; Agaricomycetes; Polyporales; Adustoporiaceae. The transcript is spliced from 13 exons. The record is from RefSeq and is a predicted model, not a curated record.
AUGUCGCUUCCACACGAUAGCUAUGUGCUGUUGUGCGUCAGCGUUCUUCUUGUGGUCGCAGCCCAUUACGCCUACAGCCGUUGGCUCUUCCCCACGCGUCGACUUCCUCUCCCUCCUGGACCGCCACGCGCUCCUUUUCUGGGGAACAUACACCAAGUACCUUUGACGUAUCAGCAUAAGAAAUUUGCGGAAUGGUCCCAGCAUUACGGGGAUCUGUUUUGUGUACAAGUAUUCCAGAAGCCGAUGUUCAUCGUCAGCUCUAUCAAAGUGGCUCGCGACCUACUGGAGACACGCUCGGCAAAAUACUCAGACAGGCCGUAUUCUGUCGUAGCGAACGAGCUCGUGUUUCCCCUUCGCAGGCCGACCUUGGGAUUCAUGCCCUACGAUGAACGGUUCAGGCGUCUGCGUAAAUGGUUCCAAGACGCAUUGGAGACGAAGGCCUCCCUGCAACAAUAUCAUCACAUACAACGGAGGGAGGUCGGGAGACUUUUGUCGGAUCUCGUACACACUCCGAAAGAGUUCUUCUCUCACAUCAGGAGAUAUAAUGGCGCACUGAUGCUAGAAAUUGCUUACGGACAUCCGGUCGCGUCCGCAGAAGACGAGUACAUGGCAUUCGCAGACCGCUCCGUCGCUGCCGUCACCGACAUCGGUAGUGUUGCCUCUACACUGGUCGAUUUCGUUCCCAUUUUGAAGUACAUCCCGACAUGGAUGCCCGGCGCAGGCUUCAAGCGUCAAGCCCUGCGUGUUAAGGAUAUGUGGGCUGAGAUGACACGCAUACCGUACCAGAGAGUCCGUGAUGACAUGGCUCUGGGGAAAGCAAAGCCCUCGUUUACCACUUUCAUGAUUCAAGAGGUGUCGCGAGAUGGGCAUCUCACAGACGACAAUGAGUACGACAUCAGCAAUGCUGCCUCCCAGAUGUACGGAGCUGGGGUUGAGACGACCUUGCAUACAUUGCUCGCUCUACUUCUCGCAUUGACUAUCUAUCCAAACGUCGUCGACAAGGCGCAAGCGGAAAUCGAUAGAGUCAUUGGUACAUCUCGACUUCCCGAGCUUGCCGACAGGGACUCUCUGCCAUACUUGGGCUGUAUUGUCCAGGAGGUGCUUCGAUGGUAUCCUGCAGGGCCACUGGGGAUGCCCCAUGCUCUCCGGGAGGACGACAGCUAUAAUGGAUAUCGUCUCCCGAGAGGCUCAAUGAUUGUUGCGAACAUUUGGGCAAUGACUAGAGAUCCGGCGCUGUAUCCAGAUCCCGAAGUAUUUCGCCCAGAGCGCUUCGAGGAGAUGGACGCUGAGACAGCUGGUGCGCGGGAUCCGCGGAAGUACACCUUUGGGUUUGGUCGCCGUAUUUGCCCUGGUCGCUACCUCGCCGACUCCAGUAUCUGGCUUGUGACGGCUAGUAUCCUCGCCACCAUGAAUAUCCGCAGGGAAUGCGACUCAGCGGGUCGCGAGAUCAUACCCACGCCGUCGUUCAAGAGCGGCAUCAUCAGCCACGUUGAACCAUUCGAAUGCGACAUCCGGCCCCGUUCUCAGAGGACUAUAGAUCUCAUUGCUGAGCGCAAGUACGAGACGACUGGUUAA